Molecule: messenger RNA, 1605 nt
Organism: Xiphophorus maculatus (southern platyfish)
Lineage: Eukaryota; Metazoa; Chordata; Actinopteri; Cyprinodontiformes; Poeciliidae
Gene: mrpl58
Product: mitochondrial ribosomal protein L58
Exons: 6
Coding region: 1001-1582 (193 amino acids)
Biological process (GO): mitochondrial translational termination
Cellular component (GO): mitochondrial large ribosomal subunit
Molecular function (GO): translation release factor activity
Source: RefSeq, a predicted model, not a curated record
ACGUCUCUUGCAGGUCGAGCUGGCUUGUGGUAAAAGGGUUGCAGCAAAAACAUUCUGGAAUGCACCCAAACAAGGCGUCGAAAAUGGCGUGUGGGAUGAACAGAAGUCGGAAGAGAAUGGGAGAAUAUUCCAGACUGUUGUUGUUAUUAACGGUGUCAGAAAUGGGAGAUUCGGAAAAUUAGACAGGAAGAUUUGAGAAAAUAGAGGGAACAGUAGCAAAGACAAUUAGAAAUAGAAGUAAUAAUAACGAGGACGCCCAAGACAGUAAGUAGACCGUAGUGAAAUUAAAGUUGGGUUGAAGAAAAAUGUGUCUAUAAUGAUACCAAAGAGACUAAUGCCAGUGUUAAAAAAGCUGAAUAUUCAACAGAGUGAUUAUUAUUUCAGUGGAGCAUGAAAAAUGUUGAAACCAGACCUGCAGUAUUGCAUUUUGUUAAUUUUUCCUUGAGGAAAGUAUGUUACACUAUUUUAAGAAGUUGUCAAAUUUUACUAUACUACGGUAUAUCCAUUUAGAAAUCUUAUUUGUUGCAUGUAAAAAAAUAUGCUUGCUUAAUACAGGCAUGCAAUUGUGAAUGCACUGCAGUAAAUACAGAUGUGGAUAUAGAAAAUAAUGAGACUGUUAAAAUCAAGUCAACAUGAACUUCUGUACAGUAGGUGGCGGUAUACUCCUUCAAUUACAGUUUCCCAGUAAAUUAAGGAACGAAAGAACCAGCAUGUUUUUUUUAAUUGACAGCAGUUUUAUGGGGGGGAAAAUACAAAACAACCCGAAGCUGCACCAAGUUAUAUAUAUUGGAUAGUUAAUAUAUUAAAAAGUGAUCACCUCUUUUAUAAAUACUCUCAUACAGCAGGGGGCGGUAUUACACUUUACCGGUGCCAUAAAACACCAGAGGAAGAGCAUAGACUUUUACCCUCCAAUCUGGAAGGUGGCGGUAAUGCGCCUGUAAGUUGUUUGCCAACCGCCAUAAAAAAGAAAAGAAGAAGAAGCUAGACUUUCAUAACCAACAUGGCGACCUGCAUUAUUCGACGCUUAUAUUCACUUUGCAGGAGUAGCAGUGUAAAUGCGAGUCCUCCGCUCGGUAACCUGAGCUGUAUUAGCUUCAAAUUAACCAACAGCACUUUGUCGAAACUUUAUUAUGGGACUAGAGGGUCAGACUCUUCGGAGGACGCGCACGUGCACAUUCCAGUAGAGCGUCUGACUGUGUCCUACAGCAAGAGCAGCGGCCCUGGAGGUCAGCACGUUAAUAAAGUCAGCACUAAAGCAGAGGUCCGAUUUCACGUGCAUACAGCCGACUGGAUCCCUGAAGACGUUCGACAGAAAAUUGUAGGAAAGAACAAAAACCGCAUCAAUAAGGCCGGGGAGCUCCUGGUGACCUCGGAGGUGAGCAGGAGUCAGCAGAGAAACCUCUUGGACUGUCUACAGAAGAUCUCCGCCAUCGUAGCUGAGGCUAGCGAGAGACCUCGCGAACCAUCAGACGAAGACGUAGUCGUAAGAGCAGCCAGGAUCGAGAAGAGGAACAAAGAGCGACUCAGACAGAAGAAAAUCCUUUCAUCAGUCAAGAACAGCCGACGGGUGGAUUUCGACUGACGAUGCAGUAUUGAGUGAUCGUU